Molecule: messenger RNA, 1745 nt
Organism: Magnolia sinica
Lineage: Eukaryota; Viridiplantae; Streptophyta; Magnoliopsida; Magnoliales; Magnoliaceae
Product: protein disulfide isomerase-like 5-4
Exons: 15
Coding region: 140-1594 (484 amino acids)
Cellular component (GO): COPII-coated ER to Golgi transport vesicle; endoplasmic reticulum
Source: RefSeq, a predicted model, not a curated record
UCGCCCCAAUUUUCGUAACGGUGGUAAACUAACAGGGUAAUAUCAAGAGUAAAUUACAUUCCGAGAUCUCAGUUCCCUUGCUUCCGCUGACAGCAGACGGAUCUCUCUCCCUGUCCGUCUCUCUCUGGUCUCUGCAACCAUGAUCUCCUCCAGCAAGAUCAAGUCCGUCGACUUUUACAGGAAAAUUCCCAGAGAUUUGACAGAGGCAUCAUUAUCAGGUGCAGGGCUAUCCAUUGUAGCGGCACUCUCCAUGGUGUUUUUAUUUGGAAUGGAAUUGAACAACUAUUUGACAGUUACCACAAGUACAUCUGUUGUUGUUGAUAAGAGUACGGAUGGGGAAUUCUUACUCAUCGAGUUUAAUGUAAGUUUCCCAGCACUUUCAUGUGAAUUUGCCUCAGUUGACGUGAGCGAUGUGCUGGGAACUAACAGGCUAAAUAUAACAAAAACAGUUAGAAAGUUUUCAAUAGAUCACAACUUAAAUCCAACUGGUUCUGAAUUUCACCGGGGACCAAUCCCAAAAGUUAAAAAUCAUGGAGAUGAAGUCGACGAAGUAUAUGGCGAAGAUUCUGUUGCACUAACUUCUGCUACUUUCGACAGAUAUGCUCAUGAAUACCCAGUUUUGGUAGUCAAUUUUUAUGCUCCUUGGUGUUAUUGGAGUAAUCGUUUGAAACCAUCAUGGGAGAAGGCAGCUAAAAUAAUUAGAGAAAGAUAUGAUCCUGAAAUGGAUGGACGAAUUAUCUUGGCCAAGGUUGAUUGCACUGAAGAGGGUGACUUAUGUAGGAGGAAUCAUAUCCAGGGAUAUCCAUCUAUCCGUAUUUUUCGGAAAGGAUCUGAUAUUAGGGAUAACCACGGACACCAUGACCACGAAUCUUAUUAUGGAGAACGCGACACUGAUAGUCUAGUCACGACAAUGGAAACCUUGGUUGCUCCUGUCCCCAUGGAAUUGCAUAAACAUGCAUCAGAGAAUAAUUCUACAGAUACCGCAAACACUGCAAAGCGUCCUGCCCCAUUGGCUGGAGGAUGUAGAAUAGAAGGUUUUGUGCGUGUAAAGAAGGUUCCUGGCAACCUUGUCAUCUCAGCGCAUUCAGGAGAACAUUCAUUUGAUGCUUCUCUAAUUAAUGUGUCACAUGUCAUCUCCCAUUUUUCAUUUGGUAGACAACUCACCCCCAAGCUGCUGACUGAAGUGAAGCGACUGACACCUUAUCUUGGUGAAAAUAUUGAUCAGUUGACAGGCCGAGCAUACAUUACUAAGCACGGUGAUGCAAAUGCAAAUGUUACCAUUGAGCAUUACCUUCAAAUAGUAAAGACUGAGGUCAUUUCAAGAAGACAUUCUCCUGUAAAUAAACUGCUUGAGUACGAGUACACAGCCCAAAGUAGUUUGGCGCAUAGUCCAAACAUACCGGUGGCAAAAUUCCAUUUCAUGCCCUCUGCUAUGCAGGUGCUAGUAACGGAGAACCAGAAGUCAUUUUCGCACUUCAUCACAAACGUCUGUGCUAUCAUUGGGGGCGUUUUCACAGUUGCCGGUAUAUUGGAUUCGAUAUUGCAUAAUACUCUCCGGCUGGUGAAGAAAGUUGAGUUGGGCAAACAGUUUUAAACGGGAAGGUGAGAUUUCAACAAUUGAGAACUGCUAAUUUUCCUCCCCCUUGUUGGGGGUCUGGUGGUUAUAAUUUGUAUUUUUUGUAGCCAAACCAACAAAGUUGUAAACUACAACAGUUUCUCAUAUAGAAAGAUUUCAAGUUCUGGAA